Molecule: messenger RNA, 1098 nt
Organism: Diaporthe amygdali
Lineage: Eukaryota; Fungi; Ascomycota; Sordariomycetes; Diaporthales; Diaporthaceae
Exons: 1
Coding region: 1-1098 (365 amino acids)
Source: RefSeq, a predicted model, not a curated record
AUGGCCGCUGUCCCGGCCGUCACUUCUGCUAAGCCUGUUGACGGUAUGCUUCCUGCUGUGCCGGAGGACAUCGUCGCUGAGUGGCUCACCCAUGUAUUCGGACAACAGGUGAAAAGCGUUGAAAUCACCAGAGUCGUGCAUGGUACUGCCAGCAAAGUCUUCGCCACGGUAGUCUUCGAUGAUGAUAAUAUCUCAACUGCCAGUAGACCAACCUUCCUCUGCAUCAAGGGCGGCUUUGACCCAAAGAUCAUAGCCCAUUAUCCUUGGAUUGUCAACAUCUACUUUCGCGAAGUCGAGUUCUUCAACCGAGUCGCGCCAAAUCUUGCGCAGAUCAGCCUGCCCAGAUCGCACUGGGCCGGACAUAAUGGGGUUGAUCAGGGUAUAGUCAUCAUGGACGACCUUGACGCCCCGGGUUGCCAGUUUGGCGAUCCAGCCCAGCCAUGGCCCGUCUCGCGGGCUCUAGCAGGCGUCGAGCAGCUCGCGGCCCUGCACGCUGGGACAUGGAACGCCAAAGCCGAAGACUACCCCUGGCUGACGGCCCAUUACGAUCAGGCCAUCCUGUCACUGAUGGAGACGUACGAGGCCGUUGUCCGCGCUGAUGAUCGGCCACCCGGCAUCCAUGAAUACCUCAAAGACCAGAAGCGUAUGACAGCCGCCUUGAAUAAGCAUUACCAAUCCAGGAACCCAGUUUUCCAGUGUCUGGUGCACGGCGACCCGCACACGGGAAACACGUAUCUCGUGCAGGAUCAACCGCGCUUCCUCGACUGGCAGGUGAUCCACAUCGGCUCGGCGUUCCAUGACGUGGCGUACUUCAUCGGCGGGGCGCUGACCAUCGAGGACAGGAGGGCUCACGAGAUGGAGAUUCUUGACCACUACCUCGAGAAGCUGGCCAGCUCUGGGGCCCCUGCGUUCUCAAGCUCGCAGAGACAUGUCCUCGACGAGUAUCGGAAAUCUUUCCUUGCGGGGGUUGGUUGGAUCAUGUGCCCGUAUGUCAUGCAGCCCAGGGAACAGGUUCAUGCCAUGGCUGUGCGGUAUGCUGCGGCCUUGGACGACCACAAGACUAUUGAGUUGGUGGAAUCAUUGACUGAUGUUGAGUGA